This is a messenger RNA of Lactuca sativa (garden lettuce), 889 nucleotides long. The record is from RefSeq and is a predicted model, not a curated record. NCBI's taxonomy places the organism in Eukaryota, Viridiplantae, Streptophyta, Magnoliopsida, Asterales, Asteraceae.
UAUGGUCAGCCAUAUGAACCACAAAACCUUCAACCAACCAUCGAAUACUUCUUUUUUUCAGAUCUUUCUGUUGAAAGAUUUGUUUUAAUUUAUAAAACCCCUAAAGAAUGGAUCAUAUGAGGAUACAUACUUACAAGACUCGAGCAAACAAGAAGCAUAAAGGGCAACAGUUGUUGAAUGAUUUCAUCUUGUAUUCCUUGACUACAUUAGCAUGUACCUCAUUCUGUUCUAGUCCCUUGUGGUAUCCUCCAUUCUGUGCCACCUUCAAUGUCUUUUUCUUCUUCUCUCUCCCAAAGAUCACUUCGUUUUUCUUCACUAGCAAGGCUCUCUUCAUCGUGGGCAACCUCAUUGUCAUCUUCUUAUUGGGAGAAUCAAAGUUUUUCGCUUCUAAGUCUAAGGCUUACAAUCAUGUCUCUCAACUUCAAGUUAUCUCCGUAUCACAACAACCAAAGGUUAUUAAAAUAAUCACUGAGGAAAUUUCCAAUCACGAAUCAAUGCCUUGUGAACAACACGGUGAUGAUACGUUUUUUGAGACAUACAAUGACGAAGAAACAUAUGAAUGUGUUGUCGAUAAUAAUGUUGAAUCAUCCACUCAUGAGGAGGAUUUGAGUUGUUCAAAGCUGGAGCCAAACGAAGUAGAGGAAGAGAAACAUGGGGGGCUGGAGGAAGACAUGGAAUUGAGUUUACCUGCAGAAGAGUUGAACAAGUUGGCUGAUGAUUUUAUUGCAAGAAUCAUCAGACAAAGAAAGCUUGAAGCUGAAUAUUGUAGGAGUUAAAACUGUAAAGUGAAUGGGAUGAAGGAUGUGAGUAGAAUUUUCAGAUGAACUAAAUAGAAUGCUAGAAAUGAAACCAUGGAAAAACAAGCAAUAUAAAUUAGCCUCCUUUAAUA